ACACCAGUUUUAUGUGGGAGCCAUUUGGAUUCGAUUCUUCGGAAGAAGUUUUUGGGUACUCGGGUAAAAUUGAUAAUUAAGUAAUAAAUAACCGAUUAUCAUCAUAGCAUUUUAAAAAAAUAUUUUUAAAUAGUGGUCUAGCUAGUGGACAUCAGUUAUGAUGAGUGGUGAAACAUGUGGGGUAAUCAGGAUGCAGAGCGUGAGUCCAUUGCUGCCUCAGCGCCAGGAGAGUGUAGAGGGUCGCUCACCAAACCUGAGGCCGAGGCACGGGGAGCUGAUACCCACACCAUUUGGACCAAUAAAGCGGUUGUCAGAGCUCCAGUGCUUCAUUAAGGCUUACUUCUGCCUCACAAUCAUCUCCCUGGUGGUGCUCUUCAUUCUCACUAUAGUCAACAUCACGGAAGAGAGCAGGAAAGUGGACGACGAUGAUGACCUCAGUGUCUCUAUCAUCCAGCUUGUGGGCAUCGUGUUCUGUGUUUACUACAUCAUGCGAGGCGUGCUGCAGGAAAACAGGCAGGAGCUGAUUAUCUUUGCGGUGUGCGUGCUUGUGGUCAUGGUGCGCUCUAUCGUCAACUUCAGCGUACUCGAAGAGAAAGGAAUGCUGCUGAUGGUGCGGUUUGUGUGCAUCAUAUGUGUGGGUGUGGUGCACCUGAUCUGUGCUUUGCUGCUCAUUCUAAGACCCAACAUGAUGGCCUUCAGGGUGGGUGGAGCGUUGGAAAGCCUGCAGGAACAGUAUUUCCUGCUCAAUCUCUGCUUCUCAAUGGUGACAUUUGAUCUUCAGGCACAGCUGUGCUUGUGCAUCCUGAUCCUGACGUCAGGCCCCACCGUGUCCUUCACUCACUCCGUCAUUUUGGGAAUUGGACUCGUUUGGGCAAUAAUCACUGCUGUGACUGGAGCCAUUUCUGUUUUAAAAGAAGUGAAGCCACUGGUCUGGAUUUUUGUUCUCCAGAACUUACCUCAGCUGGCCUAUUUCAUUUACCUGCUAUACACGAUCAUUUCUCAGUGGGGCCAGAGUAAAACAUACAUCCUAGAGGCUGCUUCCAUAACGGGCUGCGUGAUCUCGGUGACCAUCAAAAGUGUGCUGUUCUGGGGCUUGUUCCGUCUGUACCGCAGCUUCGGCCAGGGUCUGCGGGAGAGACUGUUUGCUACAGAUAUGCAGUAAAGGUCUUUAUGAAGAGGAGCAGCAUGAGACGCGCUGCGUUGUGGAGAGUCAGCAAGGGGUACAAUAAUGCAACUUCAAUUCACUGUUUAAAUAUGCACUUACAGCUGAACAAAACUUCAGUCAAGCAGGUUCAUCCACCCGGAAGAGAUGUCUGUAAAUCAAUUUCGGACCUAAAGUGAGCGCGGCAAGCCAUCGUUGCCGUUUAGCUUAUUUGAAAGUCAUUUGAAGUCCAGUUCUUGCUUUGGACAAGAUUGAUUUUAUUUUGUACAUGGAAAUGCCAAGUUAUUCAUGUAGUGAUUAGACAUUCAUACGUUACAUCUUUAUUUGUUUGUUUUUAUUAUUAUUAUUUUUUUUUUAUAUAUGCUUUAAAAUGUUUGCUUUGCAAAAUGUUUGAAGUAUUUACGUUCACGAUUAUUCCCCGUGCUUCUUUUAAAUGUUAUUUUAAGUUUGGAUACAUAUCAGAAAGUGUCAGCGUGUACCAAAACUGCAUGUCUUAUCUAUUUCAGCAGCAGUCACUCUGCCCAUGCAAAACGUGCGUGAUUCAGCCACUCCAUUUUAAAAUGUUGUGUAGUCUAAACAUGUCUACAGUUUCUGAUUAUAUUAUGUUAUAUAAUAUCAAUCUAAUAUCUUGAACAAACGAUGAGGCUGCAUCCUAUUUUGGAAUAGGAAGAACUUACAAUCACUGUCAAAGUUUUAAUGUCAGAUAACAGGGUUCCAACAAAUCAGUGUGUUAACUGUCAUUCUUUCAUAUUAAUAAUCCAGCUGUGUAGUAGUAACAACAAGGCAUUCUGAUUUGUGGUUUCGUUUCCUGAAUGUUGCGCCACUCAUUUGAGGAAGAUUUCACUCUCGGAAGAUUGGGCACUAAACUGUCAUUGGGUUGGUAGCCUUAUCUUUUUUAGUUUCAACAUAUAUUCAUCACCUGGAAACGUAGAUAUAUACGAGUAUGUAAUUGGACCGUAAUGACCUUUUUAGAGGAAAGCUUUAAAGGCAGCUAAAUACACGGUGGCUUAGUGGUUAGCACGUUCGCCUCACACCUCCAGGGUCUGGGAUUCGAUUCCCACCGUGGAUUCCAACCGGAGGUUUCCUCUGGUUACUCCGGUUUCCUCCCCAAGUCCAAAGACACGCAUGGUAGGCUGAUUGGCAUGUCCAUAGUGAAUGUGUAUGUAUGUAUGUGUAUGUAUAAGAGUGUUGAUGAAGCCUUUAUACUUUUAUAGUCAUGAAUGUUCAGUCGUGUAAAUGGUUUACUGCCCUGCUUCAUAUGGAAUGAAUCGAAUGCAAGAAAACAAUGGAUUCAUUUCACUUGCACACACACAGUGGUGUCCGAAUGUCUGAGACCACAUUGACAAUCUUGGAGUAUAUAUAUAUAUAUAUGAUGAUCUAUAAUGUCUGUGCACACUAUCUUGACGAUUCAGUAUUGACAUUGUUGCACAAUUUCUAGGUCACAAUUUGAGUUUAAGCAGAUUUGUGAUACUUUAACAGAUUUGUGACCCCCCCCCCCCCCCCUGUUAUUCUUUUGAAAGCACAUUUUCCCAAUGAAUAUUACAUGCUUUUUGAUUUAUGAUUUUUAUACACUAACCUCAGAAUGCUUUAUCUUUUAAUGUCACACAGACAAUGAGCUCAUUGUUAAGGAGGUGUUUUGAACAAAGGGGAACAAAAGUUAAUUCCACUCCCCAUGUAGGGAAACCAAAGUUCAUUGACUAUGUAAAAAUAAUAUCCUUAUUUUAAUUGGAUAACCAAUGUUUUUUUUUGUUUUGUUUUGUUUUUUGUUUUGUUUUUAGAUUCCAGCACUAUUUCUACUUUAUGCUGUAAUUGUCAGAGCGCUUGUAAGAGUUGUACAAAACAGAAAAGUUUAACCAUUUAAAUAUGUAUUGUCUGUUUUUUUUGAUAGCAUGGAUUUAUUACUUUCAUAAACAUGUAUUUGUGAUACAAAAUUUUUAUAAAUAUAUUUGAAACAA
This is a messenger RNA of Ictalurus punctatus (channel catfish), 3117 nucleotides long. RefSeq lists its product as uncharacterized. The transcript is spliced from 9 exons. The coding region runs from base 158 to 1162 and encodes 334 amino acids. NCBI's taxonomy places the organism in Eukaryota, Metazoa, Chordata, Actinopteri, Siluriformes, Ictaluridae. The record is from RefSeq and is a predicted model, not a curated record.